Messenger RNA from Heterotrigona itama, 604 nucleotides. Lineage: Eukaryota; Metazoa; Arthropoda; Insecta; Hymenoptera; Apidae. The record is from the annotation of a GenBank genome assembly.
AUGCCCGACGGCGGAGGGAAAAGCGGAAGAACCGAAGGAAGUCCAAUGUUCCGCGGUCGACGGGGACAGUCGAGUCAUUCUGGGAGGAAUACUGUUCACGAAAGUGAAGAUUACUUGAGGGAGAAUGAUUCAUUGGCGAUCGGGAAGUUUGCUGAAAAGCAGGAGGAAAUAUCGUUGGAUCCGGUUGGAACGUUUUCUUCGAGAGUUUGGCUAGUCGAUGAUUCGAGGAAAUGUUGUUUAAGUUGGAUUUAAAUUUGUAACAUAAGUAAAUAACAUUUAUGCGAUGUAGAUAUAAAUGUUUGGACAUCGAGUUUAGAUUUUAGAGUUGUAAUUUAAACAUAUCGUAUACGUAAAUGUAAAUGUGACGAUAACGUUAUUUAAUUUUGUGAUGUGAGUAUAUAUUAAAUACACGUAAUUUAUAUUGAAUAUAAAAUUCAUUAUAUAUAAUUAUAUUCAUAUCAUUGUAUAUUUGUAAGAAAAUUUCUUAAAUGAAGAAGAAAAGAAAAUUCAUAUACUCGAUAAUUACUAUUUACAUAUAUAAUACUAUAAUUUUAUUAUAUAUAAGUAUGUGAACACUGUAAUUAAAUUUCACAAACAAAAAUAA